Tarenaya hassleriana is the source of this 1019-nucleotide messenger RNA. RefSeq lists its product as uncharacterized. The record is from RefSeq and is a predicted model, not a curated record. Lineage: Eukaryota; Viridiplantae; Streptophyta; Magnoliopsida; Brassicales; Cleomaceae. The coding region runs from base 238 to 558 and encodes 106 amino acids. The transcript is spliced from 2 exons.
ACGAAUCGAACAUUGUUGUUUCGUCUCUGCAGAAUUUCGAUUCGAUCUUCGCAUCUCACAUAAUUUUCCCAUUUUUUUUUUAUCUUUGGAGUUCAAAUCCGUAUUUUCUCCACAUAAAUCUUCCUCCGUUUCCGGAUUUCUCCGAGGGUCUUCGAUCUUUGCGUCGUGUGAGAUCGUGAGCGAGGGGGGACCCUGGAAGGGAGGAAUUUUGGGGGAUUUCGGGAGCCCUAGGGAGCGAUGAUAACGAGGUCGAAUCUAGCAGAGCAGCUGAGAGAAUACCAGAUUCGAUCGAAGCAUGAUUGGGCUUCCGUCUCCUUCUUCUCAUCGACAUCGAAUUUCUCUUCUUCUAGGGUGGAUGUGGUGGUAUUUGUGAUAUGGGAACUAGUCAUCUUAGCAUUCUUGGUGUUUUCAGCGGUUUCCUUGUACUUUAGGAGGUUGCAACUCGCUUUCAUCCUCGUCUGUAUCACCCUCCUUCUUCUCGUCUGCAUGAAGAUCACUAAGCAAGUCAGAUUAGCCCGCAAAAAGAAGCGAAGGAUGCUUCUUCCUCUAUCUAUGUAAGUCCAACCACGAAAUUUCCAAACCCUUUUUUUUAUCUCUUUUUCUUUUUACCGUAAACCACCCGAACCCCCCUGGUUGAGCUUUGUACCCGUUUGCACGAAUGUAAACAACGAAGACUAAAGAAUGCUCUGCUCUCGGUAUCUUCACUAUAUGCCCAUCGAAGAACAGAAGAAGAGAGAGAGGCUGAAACCACAUCCGGGCAACCAUAGGGGCUCAGAAGAGUUUCCUAUCUCUUGUUAGUGUUUCACUGUGAUCGGAUUUGGUUCGGACACUAGAGUUUUGUCUGAAGGCUGUUUUAAUCUCUAAUGUGGUUUGUGAAAUUUUAGUUGGUUCUUCAUAGAUAUUGAAAAGGGUAAAAAAAUUCGAAACUUUCAUCGAAUACUCCUGCUACAGCGGUACGGACACCAGUUUGAUGGUGGUGAUGAUGCUCUUUCGAUUUGUUUCUCUUCCUUUUAUUUUAA